AUGGGUAGCUUGUUUAGCAAGAGCAAUGAAGACGAUGACCCUAAACAAAAGUAUCGUCUACGUGAUGGGAUCACUCUGUAUGAUGCUGGUGCUAGUCCAUGUGGAAGACGUGUACGUAUGACACUUCUUGAGAAAGGACGACAGUGGAACACAGUUGAAGUGGAUUUGUUAAAUGCUGAGCAGAAAACAGCUGAAUACUUGAAAAUAAAUCCCAAUGGCAAAGUGCCAGCAAUAAUUGUACAUAACGUGGAUGAUAUACCAGACUGUUGUUUGUUUGAAUCCAAUGUCAUAACAGAGUUUCUGGACACUGUUCUGCCAGGAAAUAAACUAUAUCCCAAUGACCCCUGGGAGAAAGCUCAAUGUCAGAGAUGGCAAGAAUGGGAAGUUAGUUUAACUGAUGAUUUUGUACCAUUCAUGUACCACAACCUGUUUAGUUUUGUCAUCAGAGCUACACAACCAAGCUCUGACAGUGCUUUAAGGGGUAAAGAUUGCUCGCAACAUUUGCGUGAUAAAUAUGAAAAAAUGUAUCAUGGAACCUACCAAUCACCUAUUGAGAUGGAACAAAGAGCUAUUGCAUGCUAUGAAAAUUUACUAAUAUUAGAGGAAGAAAUGGAAGGAAAAGAUUUCCUGGUAGGUGAGCAAUUUACGAUUGCUGAUUUAUCAGUAUUUCCAAGAGUUCAAAUGUUUGACAUAAUGGGACUGCCGAUCACAAAGCAGCAUUUCCCCAACGUUUCUCGUUACAUCAAUAAACUUGCAAAAAGGGAAUGCUUCCAGAAAAGUGUGAGCCUCAAAACAAGGAUAUUGGAUCUUGUCAUUAGAUAUUUGUCACCACUGUUGGUUGCCAUUGGAAACUGGAGAAGUGGAAAAAGACAUCAACGAUUUAAUGGGAUGACUGUAAUAAACAGAGUUCUUUCAAACCGCAAAAGUUGCACAAAAGAGAAGAUCACGUCCAUCCCUGCUACAGAAAAGUUUGUCUUGUAUGAGUAUUCAACAGCAGCUGAAAGUUUAAUCAUGAAAAUAUUGCUAAAGGAAAAGGGAGAUACUAGUUACACAACUGUUUCAUGUGAUUUCAUUGACUUGAUUGGUAGACCCAAUGGAUCUGGUGGACUAUUCAGACUACAACACAAUGAUAGGUUGGUUACUGGCAUUAAGACUAUGCUAGAAUAUGUCAACACUGUAGCUACAGGCAAAUCUUUGUACCCAUCAGAUCCUGUAUUGAAAGCUGAAUGUCAAUGUUGGCAAGCUUGGGACCAAACUCUAAACUGGAUUGAAUUUAGUAUUUUAUUAGAAACAGAUAUGGUGUCUCUAAAACUGCAUGAAAGAUUUACAGAAAAAAACAUUGAAGAGCUCCUCAAUUUGAAGAGUAACAUGAAAUAUCAUGCGAAGUUUGAAAAUAUCAUGGCAUUGUACAUGUCAAGACUAAGCAAAACAAGUCCAGUAUGGCAUAUUCUGUCAGCAGAGUUUGGUCAUCUUAUUGUAAGUACAGAAAACAAAAUGAAAAUGACAGCAAUGUAUCAUGAUUUGAUGAAUACAAGAUUGAGGUUUCUGGAAUCACAUCUAAAGAACAAAAUGUACCUUGUUGGAAGUGACAUGACAAUUGCUGACAUUACAGUUUUCUGCCGUUUGCUUUUUUUUCCAUUGGCUUCACUUCCUGUCAGAUCAGAGGAAUAUCCCAAUAUUGCUUCAUGGAUGCUAAGGCUUAGACAGCGUGAAGCUUUUAGAGGGGAAGUAGAGAACUUUGAGAAGGAGAUGAAUAAAUAUAUACAGUUUUAA
Messenger RNA from Saccoglossus kowalevskii, 1773 nucleotides. RefSeq lists its product as uncharacterized. The record is from RefSeq and is a predicted model, not a curated record. NCBI's taxonomy places the organism in Eukaryota, Metazoa, Hemichordata, Enteropneusta, Harrimaniidae.